CAGGGUGCGCAGGUUUCCAGCCUAUAGUCACAUGACACGAACUGAAGAUGUCUGCGACGGAGGAGGACACGGAACUCAGAGAUCUACUGAUCCAAAACUUGGAAAACAGCGGUGUUUUGAAUAAAAUUAAGGCAGAGCUACGUGCGGCUGUUUUUCUUGCCCUAGAAGAGCAGGACAAAGUUGAGAAUAAAACACCUCUUGUGAAUGAAAACCUCAAAAAGUCCCUCAACACAAAGGAUGGUCGCUUGGUCGCAGGUCUUGUAACUGACUUCCUGCAAGUCUUUAAUUUAGACUUCACCCUAGCUGUGUUUCAACCUGAAAUUAGUACGCUCAAUGGGCUUGACAGUCGUGAAACUCUGUCUAAAGAGCUUGGUAUAUCAGAAACAGAGGUGAAUAAAAACACCCCUCUCCUGCUAGAGUUGGUGAAGAGGAGCCGGCAUAAGGACAAGACCUCCGUUUUCACAGAGGGAGAUCGGUUGAUUGAGAGAACUUUUCCCAAGGAAUUGUUGCCCCGUCAAAUUGCUGAUGCCCGCAAAAAAUUUGACAGUCAUGACAAGAACAGAAGUGGUGAGAUCAACAGAGAAGCCGUUAUUGGCAUUUUCGCUGAUCUUUUUCCCCAGUUCAGCAGAAACAUGCUGGACAGUUACGUCACUGAGGAAUUUAGAGCCAAAGGCAAGGACACACGCAGUACUGUAGACUUUCAAGACUUCCUGGGAAUGUACAAAUGCUUUUUCACUCAGUGUCGAAGUGUGGUUACCAGUGACAGUAGCGAUGCACUUUACUCUUCAAGUAAAACUACUGAAGAUAAAAUCAUUUCGUCUUCCGCCAGCAAGAUACCCAGGUAUCAAGGAUUUGUUAAGCACAGUUCAGCGCAGGAAGAAAAGGCUGACCCAAAGGCCGGAGACAGAAGACCUGGUGAACCACUGGGGUCUCAGAAGAACAGAGGGUCUGUUCAAGUGUCUGAAGGGACAGAGGAGGAAUUGGGUGAUGGGAAAAACCUUCCCACCCCACUGAGGAGAGCACUGGAGUUUGGCCUGGAGGAUGAGGAUGAAGGAGACUCGUUCUUUGAUGAUCCUCUUCCUAAACCUCAGAAGACCUAUGGCUGUGGUUUGUCUUCAGCAGAUAAGCCUUAUUCAGGGCAGAGGCAUUCUGAAAAAAGCUAUAGUCAGAAAGAUCAGCACUGGCAGAGGGAAGGGAGCCUGUCAGGGCGAUCCUUAUCCCAAAUGAGGAGGGGCACUAGCCUCAAUGAUUUCUCUAUAAUUUCUGUCGUAGGUUCGUCUAGUUCUAAAGAUAAGGGUGUAAAAGAGUUUCCCGUCCCAAAUGAGAAAACUGCAUCCCCUUUGCUGGAUGAUGAUCUUUACUAUGACGAUGACUUCAACAGUCAUCGCUCUGAAAACUCUAAGAGUGAAGUGAGCAUCGAUGAGGAGAUUGAGGAGGUGUCGAUAGAGGGGCCUGACAUCAGCGAUAAGCUUGAUGAAACCACUCAGGAUGUGAGCGUCUCGCAGAUAAGUUUGGGUGCCGACUACAUGGAAGAUGUUGCUUGACAUCUAACUGUCAGUUCCUUAUUUUAUACUUUAUGUAUUUAUGGAUUUAGUUGACAAUAAAUAAUUAAUUACAAUCUGACUGUUGACUCUUCCUGUUUUUCUUUAUU
This is a messenger RNA of Sinocyclocheilus rhinocerous, 1651 nucleotides long. Its product is annotated as FGFR1 oncogene partner-like. Gene Ontology annotation, cellular component: centrosome. The record is from RefSeq and is a predicted model, not a curated record. Gene Ontology annotation, molecular function: calcium ion binding; protein binding. Lineage: Eukaryota; Metazoa; Chordata; Actinopteri; Cypriniformes; Cyprinidae. The transcript is spliced from 19 exons. Gene Ontology annotation, biological process: microtubule anchoring. The coding region runs from base 48 to 1544 and encodes 498 amino acids.